AUGGCCGCCACAGCAACAGCUGCUGCUCCAUCAAAACGUCUGAUUGCUAUAAUCACAGGUGCCAGUUCUGGAAUUGGUGCAGCAACAGCGGAAUUUUUUGCCAAAAAAGGCUAUAUUUUAUCGUUGAGUGGUCGAAAUGAAAAAGCGCUCGAAGCAACUGCCGCCAAAUGUGCCACUGCAGGAAUGAGCAGAGAUUCGGUUUUAACAACACCAGGAGAUGUGACGGAAGAAAAAGUUGCAACAGCCCUGGUCAAUCGUACAAUCGAAAAAUUUGGUCUUAUUAAUGCGUUGGUAAAUGCUGCUGGUAUCAUAAUAAAUGGAAAAGUAGCUGAUUGUACAAUGGCCGAUUACGAUCGACAAAUGAAUGUGAACCUACGAAGUAUUGUUCAGCUAACGCAAAAAGCAAUACCGCAUCUAAUUAAAUCGAAAGGCUCAAUUGUCAACGUGAGUAGCAUCAACGGAAUUUGUCCGUUCAGUGGAUUGGCAUUUUAUUGUAUGUCCAAAGCAGCACUGGACCAGUUCACAAAAUGUCUAGCUGUCGAAUUAGGACCGGAGGGAGUGCGCGUAAAUUCCGUAAAGUAA
Messenger RNA from Gongylonema pulchrum, 582 nucleotides. The record is from the annotation of a GenBank genome assembly. NCBI's taxonomy places the organism in Eukaryota, Metazoa, Nematoda, Chromadorea, Rhabditida, Gongylonematidae.